Messenger RNA from Sphenostylis stenocarpa, 756 nucleotides. NCBI's taxonomy places the organism in Eukaryota, Viridiplantae, Streptophyta, Magnoliopsida, Fabales, Fabaceae. The record is from the annotation of a GenBank genome assembly.
AUGGCUUACAUGAAGAAUAGUUUGAGGCUUGGGUGUGCAUGGAUUGUAACUGAAGCUCUGUCAAAUGCUGGCUUAGAAUCUUCCAAUCUCAUUGUUGGUAUUGAUUUUACAAAGAGCAAUGAGUGGACAGGUGCAAGGUCAUUUCAAAGGAGAUGCCUGCAUCACAUUGGUCAUGAACAAAAUCCGUACGAGCAAGCUAUAUCUAUCAUUGGGAAAACAUUAUCUUCCUUUGACGAGGAUAACUUAAUUCCCUGUUUUGGUUUUGGAGAUGCAUCAACACAUGAUCAAGAUGUUUUUAGCUUCUAUCCUGAUGAGAGAUUUUGUCAAGGAUUUGAAGAAGUGUUGAAACGAUACAGGGAAUUGCUCCCUCAGUUGAAGCUUGCAGGACCAACAUCAUUUGCCCCAGUCAUUGAGAUGGCAAUCACCAUAGUCGAGCAAAGUGGAGGCCAAUACCAUGUCUUAGUGAUUAUAGCCGAUGGGCAGGUGACGAGAAGUGUUGACACUGAGCAUGGCCAGUUGAGUUCACAAGAAAAGAAAACUGUAGAAGCUAUUGUGAAAGCUAGUGAAUAUCCCUUGUCAAUCAUAUUAGUUGGAGUUGGAGAUGGGCCGUGGGAUAUGAUGAAACAAUUUGAUGAUAACAUCCCUGCUCGAGCAAAUAAUGUCAAAGAACAUGGAUCAGUCCAGAAAGGAAACCGAAUUUGCACUCGCAGCCUUGAUGGAAAUACCCUCCCAGUACAAGGCAACACUAGAGCUUAA